GGAGGGACAAAAGGUAUUACCCACUAUCGUUUACCUUUAGCUGUUAUCCAUUAGCUUGAACAUGGCUUCGUUUAUUAUCAAACCUGCUCACCUCCGCUGUGUUCUAAGGACAGGCAGGCUCAUAAACGAGCUUCAAACGAGGAUAAUAUUGUGUUCAGACAGAAGUUAUGCCACUGAAGGAGACAACAGGGUACCCAAAAUAUACACCAAAACUGGAGACAAAGGUUUCUCAAGCACAUUUACAGGAGAAAGGAGGGCAAAGGAAGAUCAUAUUUUUGAGGCCUUAGGAAAUACAGAUGAGCUUUCAUCAGCUGUAGGCUUGGCCAGAGAAUUUUGCCUCGACAAAGGUCACACAUUCAUCUAUCAGCUGGACAAGAUACAGUGCAUUUUACAAGAUGUGGGCUCGAAUAUUGCCACCCCUCGAUCAUCUGCAAGAGAAAGUCACAUAAAGAGAACCACAUUUACAGCUCAGCCAAUUACAGACCUGGAAACCUGGAUUGAUAACUUUACAAAAGAACUUCCUCCACUGACCAACUUCAUUUUACCUUCUGGAGGGAAGAGCAGUGCAGCUUUGCACUUCGCUCGGACAGUCUGUCGGAGAGCAGAGCGCAGCGUUGCUCCAAUUGUGCGCUCAGGGGAGGCAGAUCCAGAUGUUGCCAAGUUUUUGAACAGACUGAGCGACUACCUGUUCACUGUAGCCAGAUAUGCAGCCAUGCAAGAAGGAAACGAGGAGAAAAUCUACAAAAGACCCAAAUGACCAGAUAAUCACGUGAGGAUCAGGAC
Molecule: messenger RNA, 783 nt
Organism: Xiphias gladius (swordfish)
Lineage: Eukaryota; Metazoa; Chordata; Actinopteri; Istiophoriformes; Xiphiidae
Gene: mmab
Product: metabolism of cobalamin associated B
Exons: 9
Coding region: 62-757 (231 amino acids)
Molecular function (GO): corrinoid adenosyltransferase activity
Source: RefSeq, a predicted model, not a curated record